Molecule: messenger RNA, 1896 nt
Organism: Calypte anna (Anna's hummingbird)
Lineage: Eukaryota; Metazoa; Chordata; Aves; Apodiformes; Trochilidae
Product: keratin, type II cytoskeletal 5
Exons: 9
Coding region: 1-1896 (631 amino acids)
Biological process (GO): keratinization; intermediate filament organization
Cellular component (GO): keratin filament
Molecular function (GO): structural constituent of skin epidermis
Source: RefSeq, a predicted model, not a curated record
AUGUCCAGGCAGUCUGUCUGCAGAAGCUUUGGAGGAGGGAGUAGAAGGGGCUACAGCUCUUGCUCUGCCAUCGGUGGUGGUUUUGGAGGAGGUGGCGGCAGGAGCAGGAGCAGCUACAGCUCCUUCUCCAUGUCCAGGGGCUUUGGAGGUGGUGGACGUUGUGGAGGGUUCACCAGCAAGAGUCUCCAUAACAUGGGUGGCAGUGGAAGGAUUUCCAUGGGUGGCUGCUACGGAGGUGGAGGCUACGGAGGCAGGAUGGGUGGUUUUGGUGGAGGCUACGGAGGUCUGGGCAGCUUUGGUGGAGGAAUGGGUGGAGGAGGAAUGUGUGGCUUUGGAGGAGGAAUGGGUGGUGGUGGUGGAAUGGGUGGCUAUGGUGGAGGAAUGGGUGGUUACGGUGGAGGAAUGGGUGGUGGUGGAGGAAUGGGUGGUUAUGGUGGCUCAGGCUUUGGCAUGCCAGGCUUUGGUGGCCCUGGCAGAGGUGGCCCUGGAAUCCAGCCAGUGCAGAUUGACUCAACCCUUCUCCAGCCAGUCCAUGUCGAGAUUGAUCCCCAGAUCCAGCAAGUCAAAAACCAGGAGAAGGAACAGAUCAAGACUCUUAAUAACCAAUUUGCCUCUUUCAUUGACAAGGUCCGUUUCCUGGAGCAACAGAACAAGGUCCUGUCCACCAAGUGGGAGCUCCUCCAGCAGCAGGGGCCCUCGGCACCCAGGAAGAACCUCGAUGUCAUCUUUGAGAGCUACAUCCAGAACCUGAAGAGGCAGCUGGACUCCAUCCUGCAGCAGAGGGGACAGCUGGAGUCAGAGCUGCAGAACAUGCAGCAAUACGUCGAGGAGUACAAAAGCAAGUAUGAGGAAGAGAUCAACCGGCGCACAACUGCGGAGAACGAGUUUGUGGUGUUAAAGAAGGACGUGGACUGUGCCUACAUGACCAAAGUGGAGUUGGAAGCCAAGGUGGGAGCUCUGACGGAUGAAAUCAACUUCCUGAGGUGCAUCUACGAGGAGGAGCUGUCCCAGAUGCAGAACAUCAGCCGGGACCUGUCGGUGGUGGUGUCCAUGGACAACAACCGUCACCUGGAUCUGGACAGCAUCAUCGAGGAGGUCAGGAGGCAGUACGAGCAGAUCGCUCAGAGCAGCCGGGCUGAAGCUGAGGCGUGGUACCAGAGCCAGUACGAGCAGCUGCAGAGCACUGCUGGGAGGCACGGGGACAACCUCCGCAACACCAAGAUGGAGAUCCAGGACCUGACCAGAAACAUCCAGAGGCUGCGAGCCGAGAUCGAGAACGUGAAGAAGCAGAACCAGCAGCUGCAGGCAGCGAUUGCUGAGGCUGAGGAGCGUGGGGAGAUGGCCCUGAAGGACGCCAGAAUAAAACUGGAAGAGCUGGAAAAUGCCCUGCAGAAAGAUAAGGAGGAGCUGGCUCGCUUGCUGAAGGAGUACCAGGAGCUGCUGAACAUCAAGAUCGCGCUGGACGUUGAGAUUGCCAUGUACAGGAAGCUGCUGGAGGGGGAGGAGAACAGGCUGUGCAACGAUGGAAUGUCCAACGUCAAUGUCUCUGUGGUAGGCAGGACCACCAUCUCUGGAGGAAGAGGAGGCAUGGGAGGCUUCGGAGGUGGCAGCGGCAUGGGAGGAGGAAUGGGAGGAGGCUCCUGUGGCUUCGGAGGUGGAAGCAGCAUGGGAGGAGGAAUGGGAGGAGGCUCCUGUGGAGGUGGAGGAGGCUUUGGAGUAGGAAGCAUGGGUGGCAGCUGUGGCAUGGGAGGAGGAAUGUUUGGAAGUGGCUUCUCCUCUGGAAGCGGAAGGAUGUGCGGGUCCGGAGGUGGCACCAUGGGCUCUGGGGGAGGAUCCUCCUCCGUACGGAGAUGUGUCACAACCACCUCCAUCAAAUCUUCCGGCGUGAGAUUCUGA